AUGCAUAGAAGGAAUGAUGAGCCUGUACUAAUUCAUUUAAUUCCUGGUACAAAACUUGACCCAAUUGAUCGUUCUUUUGUUAGAUUAUCAGGUUUGAUUUUUUUCUUUUUUAAAUUUUGGAAUCUCUGGUUUGUUUUCCCCGUCUUUUUCGGAUUUUUUCGAACAAGAUUGCAGCAAAGGACAGGAACCCGUGCGUGAUUUUACGGGAUCCUGUUCCGAAAUUCUGGGGUUUUAAGCGACAAAUGGGGUUAGUGUUAUCCACGGGAUUUUUUUAAAGAGAGCUAUUUUGUGAUUUCCUGUGAUUCUGGACUUCCAGAAGAUUUUCGUGAAUUUUGUAGCUUUCAUGGGAUUUUUGAGGGGAUUUAUUUUGACAUCUU
Molecule: messenger RNA, 377 nt
Organism: Meloidogyne enterolobii
Lineage: Eukaryota; Metazoa; Nematoda; Chromadorea; Rhabditida; Meloidogynidae
Source: the annotation of a GenBank genome assembly